AUGCUUCAAGAACCGCUCCCGGAGCUGCGGAGCUUUCAGUCUCUAUCGAAAUUCGUUGGUGAUCCCAGGACAACAUUGGGAAGGAGAACCUCUGUCAAUCAUCGACGUCUCUCUCAUGUGCGUCGCAAAACUGAACAGGCAGAAAAAACAUCUCUUGACUCAUCGUUUUCGAAUAAAGAGAAAACGUUUGAAAUGCCAGAUGAUAUCAGAACGGAUUUUGAUGAUAACGAUGAAGAUAGCUCAGAUUCCCCAUUUGGAGGAAUAAAACAGACUACCUUUUUCUGUUUAAAACAAACAAGUUUUCCAAGGAAAUGGUGUUUAUCAAUAGUGAUGAGCCCAUGGUUUGAUCGGAUAACUAUGUCUGUUAUUCUUAUAAACUGCAUCACUUUAGGAAUGUAUCGACCGUGUGAGGAUGGUGUAGACUGUGUAACGUUAAGAUGCCAGAUUCUAACCAUUAUUGAUCAUUUAAUAUUUCUUUAUUUUGUAGUUGAAAUGUUCAUAAAAAUAAUAGCUCUUGGAGUUGGCGGUCCAUCAGGCUAUCUUUCAGACACGUGGAAUCGAUUGGAUUGUUUCAUUGUUACAGCUGGAAUUAUGGAAAUUUUUUUACAAGAAUAUCUAGGAGGAAAUAUAAACUUGACUGCCAUAAGGACGGUUCGAGUAUUGAGACCAUUGAAAGCAGUCAAUCGUAUUCCAUCAAUGCGCAUAUUAGUCAAUCUUCUCCUUGACACUCUUCCAAUGCUUGGAAAUGUAUUAUUACUUUGUUUUUUUGUUUUCUUCAUAUUUGGAAUUGUUGGCGUGCAGCUGUGGGCAGGAUUAUUAAGAAAUCGAUGCGCAAUCAAUUUGCCGACAACUAUGACAGAUCAACAAAUAGCUUUAUUCAAUGACGUCAAGCUGACGAGAUAUUACAUUCCCGAAGAUACAACGCUUGAGUACAUCUGUAGUCAAGAAGAUGCUAAUGGUCUUCAUACUUGUUCCAAUUUACCUCCAUUUGCUAUAAAUGGGAGAAAAUGUAAUUUAACUAUUGAACAGUUUGCUUUGGUGAACGAAGAAAAUUGUAUUAAUUGGAACAUUUAUUACAACGAAUGCCAGGCAAUGCAGAGAAAUCCAUUUCAAGGAUCUGUUAGUUUUGAUAACAUUGGCUUUGCUUGGGUAGCCAUAUUUCUGGUUAUCUCAUUGGAAGGAUGGACAGAUAUCAUGUACUACGUUCAAGAUGCUCAUUCUUUCUGGAAUUGGAUCUACUUCGUACUUCUGAUAGUGGUAAACUACAUCUAUAUUUAUAUCAAUUAUUUUCCUUUUUUUCUGAUCGGAGCAUUCUUUAUGAUCAAUUUAUGUCUUGUUGUAAUAGCAACUCAAUUCGCUGAAACAAAAAGAAGGGAGACAGAACGAAUGCUCCAGGAAAGACGAGCGUUACAAAAACAAAUGUCAAAUGAAGCAUUAGGUGGUAAUAAUGAAGAACUUUAUUCGCCAAGCGAUAGCAAUGAGAGUAUCUAUGCGGCAAUCAUCAAAAUGAUCCAACAAUACUAUCAAACAAGUAAAAAAGAGAUCAUCAAAAACACAGAGAAGCUUUCCAGUUGGAGUGAGUUACGACAAAAAAUCAAGAGUUUCGUCAUAUGUGAUCAUUUCACAAGAGGCAUACUGGUCGCCAUUUUGGUUAACACGUUAUCUAUGGGUGUUGAGUAUCAUCAACAGCCGGAACUGUUAACUACUAUUUUGGAAUAUUCAAACCUGUUUUUUACCGGCCUAUUUGCAUUCGAAAUGGUUCUCAAAAUUGUGGCAGACGGUUUAUUUUGUUAUCUUGGUGAUGGUUUUAAUCUCUUCGAUGGUAGUAUUGUAGUAUUGAGCGUCCUAGAAUUGUUUCAAGAGGGUAAAGGGGGACUGUCAGUUCUACGAACAUUCCGUCUUUUGCGUAUCUUGAAACUUGUUCGAUUCAUGCCAGCUUUGAGAUAUCAAUUAGUUGUAAUGUUGAGAACAAUGGAUAAUGUCACAGUUUUCUUCGGGCUAUUAGUUCUUUUCAUUUUCAUUUUUAGCAUUUUGGGAAUGAAUUUGUUUGGCUGCAAAUUCUGCAAGCAUGAAGAACGUCCUCUUGAUGGAAUAGCUAGGAAGUGUGAGAGAAAGAAUUUCGAUACCUUGUUAUGGGCAUUGAUAACUGUAUUUCAAAUUCUAACACAGGAAGAUUGGAAUAUGGUUUUGUUUAAUGGAAUGGCUCAAACAAAUCCAUGGGCUGCUCUCUAUUUUGUUACCCUGAUGACAUUUGGUAAUUACGUUCUGUUCAAUUUGUUGGUUGCUAUUCUUGUGGAAGGUUUCCAAGAAAGCAAAGUGGAAGAGAAGAGACAGUUGGAAAAUGAUACUGCCUUUAAUCCAGAGAACAGUGCUAUUGAUGGGACGAAUGAGAAUGAAAACUCAACUGAAACCAAUCCGAAUAAUCUGGGAGAAGAAACUCAACGCUUAUGUCUAUCCGAAUGUGAAAGAAAUGAUUAUUUCUCUGCUAAAGAUAUUCAUUACGCUGAUGUUUCGAUGGAAGAACGGAAUGAACUAUCAAACGUUCAAAAUAUUUCGGAACGUUGUUACGUUACCAUUGAACGAAAACGAAUGUCAUUGAUUGGGAAGGAAGUUGUUCCAAAAAACGAAUCACGUAAGCGUAGGAUUCGAAGUUGGAAUGGAUAUCAUGAUCAUUCCUCCAGCUAUUCGUUUCAUCCCGACAUACAAGCAGUUACUGAAAUCACGAGAGAAGCUGCUCUGGUUCAAUCAUUAGAAUACUGUAAAGCAAACUCAUCCGAUAUGGUACACAAGAAUUUUUCACAAUCCUGGGUUGGAAGACGCAAAGAAUACUCUUUGUUUUGUUUUUCAAAGCAAAAUUUACUUCGAACUUGGUGUUUCAACUUGACUCAGAACCGCUGGUUCGACUACUUCAUUUUAAUGUUCAUUGGAAUGAACUGUAUAACAUUAGCGAUGGAAAGACCAUCUAUACCUCCAGAUAGUUUUGAAAGGAAAUUCUUAAUAUUCUCAUCGUAUAUGUUCACAGCUAUAUUCUCAACAGAGAUGUUUUUAAAAAUAAUAGCAAACGGGUGCUUUAUUGGGAAAUCAGCCUAUUUCAAAGACGGGUGGAAUGUAUUGGAUGGGAUUCUGGUCAUUAUAUCUUUAAUAAAUGCUUUCAUCGAAGUUGUUGUCGCUGGAGAUUCUCCAAAAAUUUUGGGAGUGAUUCGCGUUUUACGUCUACUGCGAGCUCUUCGUCCUCUACGAGUAAUUAACCGUGCCCCGGGAGUGAAGCUAGUUGUUAUGACAUUAAUAUCCAGCUUAAAACCUAUUGGAAAUAUCGUAUUGAUUUGCUGUACCUUUUUCAUAAUAUUCGGGAUUCUCGGAGUUCAGCUAUUCAAGGGUACAAUGUUUCAUUGUGUUGGUCCUGAAAUACUUAACAUCACAACCAAAGCCGGAUGUUUGAGUGAUCAUCGGAACAAAUGGAUUAACCAUAGAUAUAAUUUUGAUAAUCUUGGACAGGCUCUCAUGUCACUUUUUGUAUUAUCAAGUAAAGAUGGUUGGGUUUCAAUUAUGUAUCAAGGAAUAGAUGCUGUUGGAGUGGAUAUGCAACCAAUUGAAAACUAUAACGAAUGGAGAAUGAUAUAUUUCAUCAGCUUUCUGCUGCUUGUCGGAUUCUUUGUUCUCAAUAUGUUUGUGGGAGUUGUUGUUGAAAAUUUUCAUAAGUGCAAAGAAACUUUGGAGAAGGAAAUGCGUGAAAAGGCCAGAGAGAAAAGAAUGCAACGUUACUUGCGGAGGAGGAAGUUUGAGGAAGAUAUGGCGGAACGUAAAAAGACAAGCACUCCAUCUGAACGUUACUGGCAGAACUAUGGUCCAACUCGCUUGUUUCUUCAUAGCAUUGUCACCUCCAAAUACUUCGAUUUAGCUAUAUCAGCUGUUAUAGGAAUUAAUAUUAUCUCAAUGGCUAUUGAAUUCUAUAUGAUGCCUGUAGGGCUUAAAUAUGUUUUGAAAGCUUUGAACUAUUUCUUCACAGCUGUUUUCACAUUCGAAACUGCUCUCAAAAUAUAUUCACUUGGUUUCAGAAACUUCAUGAGAGAAAGGUGGAAUCAGUUAGAUAUUUUUAUUGUUCUCUUAUCAAUCGCUGGUAUCAUUUUCGAAGAGUUUGAAGCGUUAGAGUUACCAGUCAAUCCUACUAUAAUAAGAGUUAUGAGGGUUUUGAGGAUCGCUCGAGUCUUGAAAUUGUUGAAAAUGGCAAAAGGUAUAAGGUAUUUAUUAGAUACUGUAGGAGAAGCUCUACCUCAGGUCGGAAAUCUGGGAUCUCUUUUUUUUUUACUUUUUUUCAUUUUUGCUGCUCUUGGAGUUGAGCUUUUUGGUAAAAUAGAAUGCUCAGAACAACAUCCAUGCGAUGGAUUGGGAGAACAUGCUCAUUUCAAAAAUUUCGGAAUGGCUUUUCUUACGUUAUUCCGAAUAGCUACUGGGGACAACUGGAAUGGAAUAAUGAAGGAUGCCUUACGCGACGACUGUGAUACAUCAGAGCACUGCAAGUUCAAUUGCUGCGUCGACCCUAUUCUCGCACCGUGCUUCUUUGUGGUGUUUGUCCUCAUAUCACAAUUUGUGCUUGUAAACGUGGUAGUGGCUGUGCUAAUGAAGCAUUUGGAAGAAAGUAAUAAGCAGGAAUCGGAGAAUGCCAAAAACGCUAAGCUGCAAGCUGAAGACAACAUUCCAGGACAUGAGUUUGAAAUAUUAGAACUGGGCGAACAGAACAAACAUGAGAUAUCAGAUUACACUACAUAA
Auanema sp. JU1783 is the source of this 4767-nucleotide messenger RNA. The record is from the annotation of a GenBank genome assembly. Lineage: Eukaryota; Metazoa; Nematoda; Chromadorea; Rhabditida; Rhabditidae.